This is a messenger RNA of Gamsiella multidivaricata, 4653 nucleotides long. RefSeq lists its product as uncharacterized. Lineage: Eukaryota; Fungi; Mortierellomycota; Mortierellomycetes; Mortierellales; Mortierellaceae. The coding region runs from base 1 to 4653 and encodes 1550 amino acids. Gene Ontology annotation, biological process: signal transduction; regulation of GTPase activity. The transcript has 11 exons. Gene Ontology annotation, molecular function: GTPase activity; phosphatidylinositol binding; GTP binding. Gene Ontology annotation, cellular component: cytoplasm. The record is from RefSeq and is a predicted model, not a curated record.
AUGUCUCAAAGUACACGGUCGGACCACUCGCUGUCCCAAGGACAGACGCCAGACCAAAGCGCUGAGGCUGCGUUUCAGCAGGUCACGACGGAGCGCAACUCUCUGCGGUCCCAGAACGACCAGCUCUGGAAGAUUAUCGAGAAGCAGCGUAUCAUCAUCCAGAAUCUGCAAAAGGAUAUCGCCAAAGUCACCGCCGAACGCGAUCUUCUUCGACACCUCGCCGCCGAAAACGAAAAUUUCAAGAACAACGGAAUUCACCUCACGACUCUUGCCCAGGUCAAUGACCACCAGCAGCAAUCAAAACGCGCUCUGGGAAAAAAGGCGCAUGAAAACGACUCCACAUCAUCUGCUGCUUCAGAGCCCACGACAGAUGCCAAUGAAGGCAAGGACACCAAGCUGGCCUCGGUGUCCUCUUCCUCAUCAGCGUCAGCCGCAGACUCGCGUCCGUCUCAGCAGGAGCAGCCCUCUCUUCAUUACCAAAAGUCCGGACAAGAUGUGCACACAUCCAAAGCGACCCAGCAGACACCAGCCGUUCCAUUGUCACCUUCUUCGAAUUGUGACGGCGACUCCAACUACGACGAUGGAAAGGAUAGUCAGACGGAAGAGGGUAGUCCUUCCAUCUCGCAGGAGGACGAGGUGGGAUCUCAGUCGAGUUUUGACCCUGAAAUCCAGGUCGCCACUGUUGGCAGUCGUGUCCAGCAGCAAGCACCCUCAACUUCACCCACUGUUACUCUCGAGCGAGAUGGGCGCGCAAUCCCUGCGCGUUCUAAUUCUGUGCCAUCUCAGACAGGGCAAAUUCCAUCUCCAACGGUUUCGGGGAGCCCAACCACUGCUCGAAAUAUUUCAGGCAAUUUGUCCCUUGGGCCCCUUGCAUCGAACAUGCCACUUCCGCCGCCCCGAUCACCCAGAAGAGAGCGCAGAGAUGUUGGUGACAACGCCUCCUCGCCUCCAGCAUCGGACAACGAGGAUGAAACCUAUCAAGCAUCGCAGGGACAGCGCAGAAAGGGUCCAGCCGCCAAGUACGCCGCGGAACAGCCCUCGCCUCUUUCACAAGGGGCCAUGCAGCCAGGAUUGCAGGAGCAGGACUCGCAAGUUAUGUCGGCCUCCAAGAUCUCGAUGCGCUCGACCAAUACAUACGAACCGUCAGCCGAUUAUGACCCAGCGCAGCCACCCAAAUCCCCUUACUAUUCUACAGCUACUCGCAAAACAAUCUCAGCGCAGAUCCCGACCAUUCCAACAGCAAUGAUCUCUCAGGCACAGGGAGCACAGGACUCAAGCAGCCCAGUUCUUUCAAUGGGCAUGAACACAUCAUCAACCCCCGCUUCCCCGAUUGCUGCCAUCAUUGACCAAGAUGCCGAAAAGUUUAGAGUAUACAUGAGCAAAUUGGGCAACCCCAAUCGCAGAAAUGUUUCCGCUCCUAUUAGCAUUGGAGGCGAUUCACAAGGUCACGCAGCUGCAUUGGGCCAGGCUGUUGCCAUGGAGACCAUUCAGAACCAGAUUGAGAUCCAGAGCCAGCUCUUGGGACAGCUGCAAGGUCAUAGCGGAAGAGUGGUCAUGAAUCCUGUGCAUGGAGGAGUCAAUCGCUCCAAUGUUUCUGCUCCCAUCAACAUCCAUGAACCACAAGCGCCAACCAGUGAUAGCAUUGACUUCGGUCGCGUGUCCACCGACGGCUAUGAGCACAGCUCGCUUGCGGAUACCAUGGAGAACAACAGCAGUCAGCUUUCGCUCCCAUCUGACCUGCGAAGCAAAAAGCGUGAGUCCACGCUGCAAACAUUCGAUGAUUAUCCAAAGAUUACCAUACGGACGACAUCCCGUGAGCGAGAUGACGAUGAUUCGACCAGCGGACAUGGGGCACCCAUUCCUCCCAAACGAUACGACUCUCAGCAGUAUACCGAUCCAUCGCAGAACAGCGAUAUCAGCCGAGGUCGUGUAGCUUCACCCACACCAUCAGCCAAUUCAUCCCUAACGAACACCCUCACAAAUGUGCCAUCACCAACGAGUCACUCUCGUUCUGUACCAACAAUUCACCAACAGGCAUUCAGCAUGUUUGCAGACAGUCUGGAGUUUGUAUCGGUUCUUGUCGUAGGCAGCAGUAUCAGUACGAACGACAAAGGGCGAGAGCAGCUGACCUUCUUAAUAUCCCUCGGCCAAGAAGUUCAAGGGGAGGAUGAAGACAAGAUGUUUCCGCACAAAGAAGAGGACGAGCUUUGGCGAGUGGAGAAACAAUACGCUGAUUUUGUAAACUUGGACUCCAAGCUUCGGAUCACUCAAACGAGAAACAUUGUUAACUCGCUGCCAAAGCUGCCCGACAAGAGUCUUUUCAGCACCCAUGCGCCGUCCAAGGUGGACGCACGCAAGGUGGCGCUCGAGCAGUAUUUGCAGCAACUAACAUCUCUCCGCAUCAAGGACACACGUGAUCUUUGCGAGUUCCUCAGCACCAAUGUGGUUGAGCGCGAAAAGCGACAUGAGGGCAAGGGUCCUGGCUGGAAGGAGGGCUACCUUACCAAGCGUGGCAAAAACUUUGGUGGAUGGAAGACCCGGUACUUUAUGCUCCGCGGACCCGUCUUGGAGUAUUUUGAUAGUCAGAAGGAUGGCCAUCACCUGGGAUCUAUUGCUUUAAUCAAUGCCCAGAUCGGUCGCCAGCAAUCACAGGACAAGUCUCAGGAUGGUUCUGGAGACGCCAAUAAGGAUGGUGUGGUGGAUCCCAACUCUUAUAGACACGCUUUCCUCAUUUUGGAGCCUAAAAAGGGACAGACCGUGAUGGAUGCCAAGAAGAAUCCUAACAGCGUUAUCCGCCAUGUCCUCUGCGCAGAGACUGAUCAGGAACGAGACGGCUGGAUUGACGCAUUAAUGCUCUAUGUGGGCAAGGACCCCGCGGAAACCCCUGAGGCAAGUGAACGAGAGAAGUCUAGUCGGAAGAUACCAGAAAUCCAGAAGCUGGGCGCCACACCCAUCAAAGACCUGCAAUCUGUGAAGGGCAACGAAAAAUUGUUGCUGAACCAAGAGGCAUACGAGAGGCAGCAGCGCUCGAUCCCCACGUCUCAGUCAAAUCCCCAAUUGCUCAGUCAAGGCCGAAGCGGAGGCAUGCCCCAGUCGCCGACGAUGCAGGUCGCCAACCUGGACGAAUGGCAUUCUGCAGAACGACAAUCGAAUGAGGGCCCAUACUCGCCCAGCGGAAAAGGCAAUAACCCUCCGCCACAACUCCCGAGGAACCCAUCUUCUCAAUCUCUCCCACAAGAAGAUACAAAUUAUCGUCCCUCGCCAGAUAGCCAGGUAGCGUCGCCAUUGCUGGCGACCGACACAGCAGAGAAGAAGCAAAAGUCGAGGAUGACAUUCUGGCCGAAGAAGGCAGUGAAAGAAGAGCCCCCACAGGUACCUUCCGCCGUCGGUCAGCAAGGCGCUCAACAAUCUUCAGGGUCUCCACCACUACCACAAGAUUCAUCAAGACUGGGAAAUUUUCUCCGCAAGGGUAAUAGCGGUGGAGGUACCAAUAAUAACAGUAACUCAAACAUGCCAUCGCUGGCCCAAGCUGCAGGAGCAGGUUCUCCAGCCCCUCUAGCGCCGGCCCGCCAGGUCUUUGGAGUCAGUCUUGAACAGGCGAUUGAGCAAGCACAGGUACAGCAAGGACACGAACUCCCAGCGGUGGUUUACCGUUGCAUUGAGUACUUGAACGCGCACAAGGCCAAAUUCGAGGAGGGCAUCUAUCGUCUGAAUGGAUCAGCUGCUAUGAUCAAGAGUCUCAAGGAACGCUUUAACCAGGAAGGCGAUGUGCCUCUAUUACAGGAAGAUGAAUAUUAUGACAUUCAUGCCGUCGCUGGAUUGCUGAAGCUGUUCCUUCGAGACUUGCCUUCGUCUGUGCUGACACGGGAACUGCACAAGGACUUUCUUCAGGUCAUUGAAUUGGCAAAUCGAGCGGAUCGUGUGGACGAACUGACGCGCCUGGUGGCCACCCUUCCUGAGGCCAAUUACACACUCUUGCGCGCGCUGACUGCGCAUCUUAUCGAGAUUGUCGAUAAUGCGGACGUGAACAAGAUGACUGCACGGAACGUCGGGAUCGUGUUUUCACCGACACUGGGCAUUCCUGCAGGCGUGUUUGCGCUACUGAUGUCGGACUUUGACCAGAUCUUCCAUACGGAUGAUGGACGAAUCAUGCCCUUGGAGAACAGUGAUCAGCAGGAGCUUAUCCAACAACAACAGCACGACCAACAACAACAGCAGCAAAUUGCAGGGGCACCUGCACCUGUAGAAACAGGCAUGGAUCCGACCUCUGAGGAGCUCUCAAUCGCCAACGUCAAGUUCACGACGUUCGACUUAGGUGGACAUCAACAAGAUUACUUUGCCGAGGCCAACGGCAUUGUCUUUUUGAUCGAUACCCAGGAUCAAGCGCACUUCGCAGAGUCUAAAGCUGAGUUGGAUGCCCUCCUCGCCAUUCAGCAGUUGGAGCGCAUCCCGUUUUCGAUUCUUGGAAACAAGAUCGAUGCCCCUGGCGCAGUCUCUGAGGAGGAGCUCCGCUCUCAACUCGGAUUGAUUCAGACCACUGGCAAGGGCAAGGUCCCACUGAAGGACAUGCGCCCCAUUGAAGUCGUUAUGUGCUCGGUCGUCAUGAAGCAGGGAUACGGCGAUGGUUUCCUCUGGAUGUCCCAGUACAUCUAA